CGCCUCUGGUCCUUCUCCUUCCUUCUCCAAUCUAGAUCUCUUUGCGUCUUCCUAAAAACAAAGCGAAAAUGAGAGAGUGCAUUUCGAUCCACAUUGGACAGGCCGGUAUUCAGGUCGGCAAUGCUUGUUGGGAGCUCUACUGCCUUGAGCACGGCAUUCAGCCCGAUGGGCAAAUGCCUGGUGAUCAAACCGUAGGCGGUGGUGAUGAUGCAUUCAACACUUUCUUCAGCGAAACUGGCGCUGGAAAACACGUCCCUCGCGCCGUGUUUGUAGAUCUAGAGCCAACUGUGAUCGAUGAGGUCCGCACUGGCACAUACCGCCAGCUGUUCCACCCCGAACAACUUAUCAGUGGCAAAGAAGAUGCAGCCAACAACUUUGCCAGAGGCCAUUACACCAUUGGCAAAGAAAUUGUCGAUCUUUGCCUUGAUAGGAUUCGCAAGCUGGCGGACAACUGUACCGGGUUGCAGGGAUUCUUGGUCUUCCAUGCUGUGGGUGGUGGUACUGGAUCUGGGCUUGGAUCUCUCUUGCUUGAGAGGCUUUCUGUUGAUUAUGGUAAAAAAUCAAAGCUGGGUUUUACCAUUUACCCUUCGCCUCAGGUUUCAACUGCAGUUGUUGAGCCUUAUAACUCUGUGCUUUCAACUCAUUCUCUUCUUGAGCACACUGAUGUUGCUGUGCUUCUUGACAACGAAGCUAUCUAUGAUAUUUGCCGUAAAUCACUUGAUAUUGAGAGGCCUACUUAUACAAAUCUGAACAGGUUGAUUUCUCAGGUGAUCUCUUCUCUGACUGCUUCUCUGCGGUUUGAUGGAGCUUUGAAUGUUGAUGUGAAUGAGUUCCAGACCAACUUGGUCCCAUACCCGAGGAUUCACUUCAUGCUUUCUUCAUAUGCCCCUGUGAUCUCUGCUGAGAAGGCCUACCAUGAACAACUCUCUGUUGCUGAAAUUACCAACACUGCUUUUGAGCCAUCAUCCAUGAUGGUGAAAUGUGAUCCCCGCCAUGGCAAAUACAUGGCCUGCUGUCUGAUGUACAGGGGUGAUGUUGUUCCCAAAGAUGUGAAUGCUGCUGUUGCCACCAUCAAGACCAAGAGAACUAUUCAGUUUGUGGACUGGUGCCCAACAGGAUUCAAGUGUGGUAUCAACUACCAGCCACCAACUGUGGUGCCUGGUGGUGACCUGGCCAAGGUGCAGAGAGCUGUUUGCAUGAUUUCCAACUCAACCAGCGUUGCUGAGGUCUUCUCAAGAAUUGAUCAUAAGUUUGACUUGAUGUAUGCCAAGCGUGCCUUUGUGCACUGGUAUGUUGGUGAGGGUAUGGAGGAAGGAGAGUUCUCUGAGGCUAGGGAGGACUUGGCUGCUCUGGAGAAGGACUAUGAAGAAGUUGGGGCAGAGUCUGCCGAAGGAGAGGAGGAUGAGAACGACGACUACUAAGAUCUUGAUUGCUGAGAAAACAUUAUGAAGCAAGCCAAUGGUCUCAUUGGUUUUUAAGUGUGUUUACAAGCUUGUUCUGUAUGGCUUGAUUUCGUUGUGCUGUU
Molecule: messenger RNA, 1525 nt
Organism: Sesamum indicum (sesame)
Lineage: Eukaryota; Viridiplantae; Streptophyta; Magnoliopsida; Lamiales; Pedaliaceae
Product: tubulin alpha chain-like
Biological process (GO): microtubule-based process
Cellular component (GO): microtubule
Molecular function (GO): GTP binding; structural constituent of cytoskeleton
Source: RefSeq, marked provisional